AAGGAUAGUACGAAGAAAGAAGCACAUGGCAUUAGGUAGGCACAUUUGCUCAUCAAUCACUACUCAGUACUGCUCGGUACUGACCUCUUCUAAAGCUUACUUGACUAUGUCUUCUUAACUAACACCAAACCUCAAUGACCCAGUCUGCCCUUUGUUACUUCACCCUCCCAAGCUACCUCUAUAUAAUAGAGACACUAGUUCAUUCUCACUCCAUAAACCAAGAGACUAGAGUCCAGUAUAUCCAAGAUGGCCAUGAAGUACUUGGCUCUACUUUCGCUAUUGCUCAACCUCGCAGUUUUGUUUUCAAUUGUGCCGAAGACCACGAGUGAAGGAGGAGGAUAUGGUGAUGAUUGUGGUGACCAAUCAGGGAAUGAUGUGUCCAAUCUCUGCUCCGCGGCAGAGGCUAUAAUAUUUUCUCGGGUCCAAGAGGCGGUGUUGGACGACUCCAGAAUGGCAGCCUCUCUGCUUCGCCUCCAUUUCCACGACUGCUUUGUCAAUGGGUGCGAUGCUUCAGUGUUACUAGAUGAUAGUGCCAACUUUGUAGGUGAAAAAACAGCAGCACCUAACUUGAAUUCUCUGAGGGGUUUUGAUGUCAUUGAUGCUAUCAAAUCAGACCUUGAAUCCGUUUGCCCCGAAACAGUUUCCUGUGCCGACAUUCUUGCUACUGCUGCCAGAGACUCUGUUGUUCUGUCCGGCGGACCAAGCUGGGAUGUUCAAAUGGGAAGAAAGGACAGCUUCACUGCUAGCAAAUCAUUAGCAAAUAACAACAUACCAGGCCCAAAUUCCACUGUUGCAAACCUGGUUUCCAAGUUCCAGAAUGUAAACCUUAGUCUGAGGGACAUGGUUGUGCUCUCUGGUGCACACACUAUGGGGAGAGCCCGGUGUACCACAUUCCGCGGGCGCCUACAAGGCGCUACCACCUCGAAUGCCCCGGAUGCAUCCCUUGAGUUCGUUCAGUCCCUGCAGGAGCUGUGCUCCGGAUCAGACAGCAAUGCAACACUGGCCAAUCUUGACCUUGCAACCCCGGCAACAUUUGACAACCAGUACUAUGUUAACCUGCUUUCGGGACAGGGUUUGCUUCCUUCGGACCAGAAUCUGGUGACCGGAGAUGAUCAGACCCUUGAGCUUGUGGAAACCUAUGCAGAGGAUGUGGUUGCCUUCUUUGAGGACUUCAAAAACUCCAUGAUCAAAAUGGGAAGCUUGGGAGUGGGGACUGGGAUGAACGGGGAGAUUCGUAGGAAUUGUCGAGCUGUCAAUUGAUCUCUGAGCUCUACUGUGGUGAUCUAUUACUACUUACUAAU
Molecule: messenger RNA, 1301 nt
Organism: Rosa chinensis
Lineage: Eukaryota; Viridiplantae; Streptophyta; Magnoliopsida; Rosales; Rosaceae
Product: peroxidase 40
Exons: 4
Coding region: 247-1260 (337 amino acids)
Biological process (GO): hydrogen peroxide catabolic process; response to oxidative stress
Molecular function (GO): heme binding; peroxidase activity
Source: RefSeq, a predicted model, not a curated record